Messenger RNA from Aspergillus homomorphus CBS 101889, 1098 nucleotides. RefSeq names its product FabD/lysophospholipase-like protein. The record is from RefSeq and is a predicted model, not a curated record. Gene Ontology annotation, biological process: arachidonate metabolic process. The transcript is spliced from 3 exons. The coding region runs from base 22 to 1098 and encodes 358 amino acids. Lineage: Eukaryota; Fungi; Ascomycota; Eurotiomycetes; Eurotiales; Aspergillaceae. Gene Ontology annotation, cellular component: membrane.
CAAAAUCCCACGAGAAGUACAAUGUCCAACGAAGACUCCCCAAAGCCCCUCCGACUCCUCUCCCUCGACGGCAGCGGAAUAACAGCAAUCAGCCAACUCAUAAUCCUCAAAUCCCUAACGCUCAGCAUCCAACAACAGCACGCCCUCGCGGAGACCCCGCAACCGCACGAGCUCUUCGACCUGAUCGGCGGCAGCGGGCACGGGGGGCUCCUAGCGCUCCUGCUGGGCCGGCUGCGCCUCUCCGUCGACGAAGCCAUCACCGAAUACCGCCAGCUCGUCCAACGGGUCUUCUCGCGUAGGAAACACCGCGGCGGGAACGGGCAAUACAGCGCCCGCAAGAUGGAGGCGGCGAUCCGGGAGAUCGUGGCCCGGUACCCUCAUGCCCGGGACCCGGAGACGAAGUUGUUGGUUGAAAUUGAGGGGGGUGCUGAGGAGGCUGCGGAUGAGGUUGCGGGAGGUUGUAAAGUGUUCGUGUGCGUGCGCAGUGCAGAAGCCAUGGAAUACGCGCGAGCGUUAUGCUCGUAUCGCACGUAUCGGGCGGGAGACUAUCCCGACCUGACGGUGUGGCAGGCGGGGCGGGCGGUGACGGCUUAUCCGGGAUUGUUUAAGCCGUUGGCGGUGGAUAUUGAGGAGUUUGUCGAUGGGAGUCUCGGUACCAAGAACCCCUGUCGUAUGGUGCUGAACGAGGCGCGGCGGCUGUUUGACGGUCGUCGGCCGCUGGGAUGUGUGCUCAGUCUUGGGGCGGGGAGGCCCCCGCCGGUGCAGCUGGCCAGGCCCGGCGUCUUCCAGCGGCUCUUGCCGACGAGGAUCGUCUCCGUGGUCGAGGCGCUGAGCUUUGAGGCGGAGGCGGUUGCGCAGGAUAUGGAGGGGAGGUUUGAGGGUUCGGCGGAUGUCUACUUCCGGUUGAAUGUGGGGGAGAGAGUUGCGGAUGUGGGGAUGGCGGAUUGGGAGAGAUCGAGUGAGGUGGAGAGCAAGACGAUUGAUUAUUUGGCUGCGUUUGAGGUGGAGAGUACUGUGCUACGGGCUGCGGCGGCAGUGUACGGUGACGCGAAGAGGGAGAAUACCAACGAGAAGCAGAUGACAUUGUUUGAUUUGUAG